AUGCCCCAGUACUUCAAAAACGACCUAUGCUUGGUCCCCAUCGAUAAAGAAUCACUGCAGAACACGCUCACUGAGCUUAGAGAGGCCAUUGUGCGCGGGUUUGCAUUGCUAAAGGCAAAUAACCCUACUCCAGAUAUAAACGAUACCAAGGCGUUUGGCUCUUUAUACACUGGCGAUAAUGGAAUCGCCGUCAUGGCUACACGCAUUGCAAUUCAGGCCAAAUACCUCGGCGGCACCAAAGCAGAAACUGAUGCAUUGAUUUCCAGCGCUCACAGCCUGGCCAAAGAGCGCCUCAGCCCGCAUAUAGUCGAGACACGCCCGCAGCAUGGCCAGGUAUCGCCAACUGGAUCAGCGCACCUCGGCGCCGCAUUUGCGCGUACCUUUGCCGCGGCUGCAAACAUGACCUCUCGAAACGGGGGUAAUUGUAGAAUUCAUUCUCGAGACGUUGAGUGCGUUUGCGAGGCCUUUGAUCAUGCGUGCGAUGAGGAUUAUGGCCUGGGAUAUGACGAUGCUCUGAGUGGACGGGCAGGGCUCCUCCGUUCUGUCCUAGCUUUUCGCCAGUUUCGUCUCGAUAGAGAGACUGCAACAUCUUAUGAACUAGUGUUCAAAAGCGUGCCACUAUUAGUAGAUUGCAUAAUAGAGGCAGGUAAACUUGGAGCGGAGAUAUUCGUGGAAGAGCACGGAGAGAGCGAGGCGCUUCCCCUUAUGUGGCCAUGUCGGGGUAAAUAUUACGUUGGAAGCUGCCACGGAAUAUGCGGCAUCCUUGCCAUCCUCCUUGAAUGCAAGCUUGAAGAAUUAGGAGAUGGAAACCCCGAAAAUAACCACCUUCCUAUAAUUGGAAAGACAAUCACACAGCUUUCCAAACGGGUCAUUGCGAACGAAGGUCAUCUUCCUUCGUCUCUGCCACAUAAUUCCCUUGCAAGACGCUCUCCUCUUGUCCAGCUUUGCCACGGUGCCCCCGGGUUCCUGGUCCUUUUAGCUCGCUCACGAGGCAUUGCACGUUUGGCAAGCCAGGAGUGGGAGCCAUGUUGGGAUCAUGCAAUAUACCUCGCUAGUCAACGGGUCUGGGAACAAGGUCUCAUAUUCAAGGGAGGCGGCCUAUGCCACGGUAUUUGUGGGAACGCAUGGCCCUUCUUAAUGCUUCACAACCUAUUUGAAUAUGGGCCCAAUGGCUCGAGAGCUGAUAGAAUAGCAUUCAACGAAAGGCUGGCUCAAACACCGCCGCCUUCACAGAAAUGCUCUGCUGACCAAUAUCUCUCACGAGCACUGGCUUUCCUUCUGCAUGCUAGAAAGACACAGCCAUUCAACACGCAUACAUACGAAGAGAGCAUCCAAUAUCGUAUGCCGGACCACCCUUAUAGCCUCUACGAGGGGCUGUCUGGUACGAUCGUUGCCUGGGCAGAGGCGUGCGUGGUGAUUGUAGCUCGUCUACGUAAGAUGGAAGUCGACGAUGCUGUUGGAUAUGGUGCUUAUCACACUGAUGGAGCUUUCUGUCGAGAUUUGCGCCAUGUGCUGGGAGUUCCUGGAAUUGCAGUUCAGGGGUAUAUAUAA
This is a messenger RNA of Nannizzia gypsea CBS 118893, 1551 nucleotides long. RefSeq lists its product as hypothetical. The coding region runs from base 1 to 1551 and encodes 516 amino acids. The record is from RefSeq and is a predicted model, not a curated record. Gene Ontology annotation, cellular component: plasma membrane. The transcript is spliced from 4 exons. Gene Ontology annotation, biological process: carbohydrate metabolic process; peptide modification. NCBI's taxonomy places the organism in Eukaryota, Fungi, Ascomycota, Eurotiomycetes, Onygenales, Arthrodermataceae.